AUGUUUUUGAAGCCUGAUUCAUCUAAUUGGACAACCAUUGCAGACACAUAUGGCUAUGUUGCUCCAGAGCUUGCUUACACAGGCGUGGUGAACGAGAAAUGUGAUGUUUAUAGCUUUGGUGUUCUGACAGUAGAAGUUAUGAUCGGAGAGCAUCCAGGGGAACUCAUAUCCUGUCUACAAUCAUUGACUAACCUAUGCAUCCACUUAGAAGAUGUUUUAGAUGCACGUCUAUCGCCUCCCCCAGGCCAACAACUUGCUGAUAAAUUGUCCUUUACGUUAACUAUUGCUCUAUCAUGUUUACGAGCCAAUCCUCAAUCUCGACCAUCCACGAGAACUCAUUACGAGGCCCUUUGGGCGUCAAAAGCAAGACAACGGGAAACAUUGGAAGGGAUUGCCACUAUCCAAUUACAAGAGAGCUGA
Molecule: messenger RNA, 420 nt
Organism: Hevea brasiliensis (rubber tree)
Lineage: Eukaryota; Viridiplantae; Streptophyta; Magnoliopsida; Malpighiales; Euphorbiaceae
Product: MDIS1-interacting receptor like kinase 2-like
Exons: 3
Coding region: 1-420 (139 amino acids)
Biological process (GO): protein phosphorylation
Molecular function (GO): ATP binding; protein kinase activity
Source: RefSeq, a predicted model, not a curated record